Molecule: messenger RNA, 1203 nt
Organism: Aspergillus calidoustus
Lineage: Eukaryota; Fungi; Ascomycota; Eurotiomycetes; Eurotiales; Aspergillaceae
Source: the annotation of a GenBank genome assembly
AUGGUCGAGUCGACGUCCCCUUCUCGCGAUCCAUCCCCUCCGCCCUCUCGCUCCAAGUCUCCGACAACAACAGACAAACCGCCCCUCGUCCUGGUAACCGGCGGCACCGGCUUCCUAGCAAAAUGGGUAAUAGCAACCCUCCUGCGCAGCCCAACCCCCUACCGAAUCCGCACAACCCUCCGCACGCCCUCGCGAAUCGACGAGAUCAAAUCCUCCCUCCUCGAAGCCGGCAUCCCCGAGUCCCAAAUAUCAGCCAUCGAAUUCACACACGCAGACCUCUCCUCCAACGACGGCUGGACAACCGCCCUAAAGGACGUAAGCUACGUCCAGCACAUCGCAAGCCCGUUCCCCGCGCACCCCCCGAAAGAUGAAUACGAUUUGAUUAUUCCGGCCGUCGAGGGGACGAAGAGGGUGAUGCGCGCGGCGCGCGAUGCGGGUGUGAAGCGCGUCGUGCUCACGAGUUCGUUUGCGGCGAUUGCGUAUGGCGCGCGGCAUGUUGGACGGGAUUCGGCUGUGCCGAUUAUAGAGGAUGACUGGACGGAUCUGAGUAAACCGCGGAUUGUGCCUGCGUACGCGAAGAGCAAGACGCUGGCUGAGCGCGCGGCGUGGGAGAUUGUGGAGAGUGAAUCCGGGUUGAAUUCGCGUUCGGGAUCAGGAUCGAAAUCACCGUCAGGCUCUGGCUCUGGCUCUGCGUCUGGAUCGGCGUCGGGCAUGGAACUCGUCGUGAUCAACCCCGUCAACAUCUACGGCCCCGCACUCGGCCGCGAAGACUCGACGACAUUCCGCUCGAUAUCGGAAUUCCUAGACGGGAAUGCCCCCGGUAUACCCCGCGUACAAUACGGCGUCGUCGACGUGCGCGACUGCGCCGAACUCCACGUCCUCGCCAUGACGCACGCCUCCGCCCCAGGAGAGCGCUUCAUCUGCAUCGGCGAGGGCAGUCUCUGGAUGGAGGAUAUCGCAAAAAUCCUAAAGAAGAACCUCGGCGACAAGGCGAAGAAAGUCCCCGCGCUUGUUCUGCCCGAUAUGCUUGUUCGCGGCGUCGGCGUGUUCAUGCCCGUUGCGCGACUGCUCUUGGCGGAUCUCGGGGUGCACAGGGUCAUCAGUGGGCAUAAAGCCAGAGAGUUGCUGGGGUGGGAGAGUCACUUUUCGAAUGAAGAGGCCAUUUUGGCGGCUGCGGAGAGUAUUCUCAAGUUCAACACGUGA